AAUCUUUUCCAUUUUUAGAAUUUUUUAUAAAGAAAAUUAGAAACUUAAUAACAAAAGUCAGCUUUUUUUCUUUCUUUUGAAUUUUUUUUCAUGCAAAAAUGGAAACAGCUAAAACAAAGCAUCCUACAUUCAAAUACUUAAUCCUUUCCCUCUCCCUUUCGUUUCUCCUCCUUUUUCUCUUCAUUUCCCUCCACCCUAACCGCUUCCAAGCACUCCUCACUACCACCGUCACGGAAAACCGUCCUCCUCAUUCCGCCUUCGUAUCAUCCACCGAAGACCUCAAAAUCCGACCUGGUUACACCUCCUACGACACUUACAUCCAACGCCAACUCAACAAAACUCUUAACCCUAAACUACGUGAAAUAUGGACGACAAGAGAUUGGGACCGUAAGAUCCAAGUCUUCUCUCGAUUUUUUGCCGAUUUGAAAUCCGAAAAAUUCCUCGCCGAUUCAUCCAAGUGCCUCUGCGUCGGCGCUCGCGUCGGUCAGGAAGUUGAGGCAUUGAAACGCGUCGGAGUCGCCGAUUCGAUCGGUAUUGAUCUCGUACCUUUCCCGCCACUCGUUAUCAAAGGUGAUUUUCAUAACCAGCCUUUCGACGACGAGACGUUCGAUUUCGAAUUCUCUAACGUGUUCGAUCACGCGCUCCGUCCGGAAAAAUUUAUCGCCGAGAUCGAACGGACGUUGAAGUCCGACGGUGUCGCCGUUUUACACGUAUCGUUAUCGAGGCGAGGAGAUAAGUACUCGGCCAACGAUUUGUAUAGUGUUAAACCGUUGGUUAAGCUAUUUCGUAGAUCGAAACUGGUUCGGGUCAGGAAAGUUGACGGGUUCGGGUUGGAUACUGAGGUUGUUUUUCGUAAGACGAAGAAGAACAUUACACAAAGGUUUUGAAUUUUUUGUUGCUUUUUGGUAAGUAAUUUCUUGUUUGAUUUUCUUCUUUGAUUUGCAGAAAAUUGCUGUUUGAUCUUAAAACGAUAAACAAA
Gossypium arboreum is the source of this 979-nucleotide messenger RNA. RefSeq lists its product as uncharacterized. The record is from RefSeq and is a predicted model, not a curated record. Gene Ontology annotation, molecular function: S-adenosylmethionine-dependent methyltransferase activity. The transcript has a single exon. Bases 99 to 887 code for a protein of 262 amino acids. Lineage: Eukaryota; Viridiplantae; Streptophyta; Magnoliopsida; Malvales; Malvaceae.